UCAGGUUCAGCUGUUCUGGCUCUCUUGUUGGCUGGGUAUCUCGCACAACAAUAUUUACCAAUGCCUACACCAAAAGUAGUUGGGAUUGACCUUGGCACGACUUACUGCUCUGUGGGCGUCUUUCUUCCUGGAACAGGGCAGGUGAAGGUUAUUGCAGAUGAAAACGGGCACAACAGCAUUCCAAGUAUAGUCUCUUUCACAGACAGAGAUGUGUAUGUGGGAUAUGAUGGCCUAGAACUGGCUGAUUCAAAUCCUCAGAACACCAUAUAUGAUGCAAAAAGAUUCAUUGGGAAAAUCUUCACUUCAGAAGAGCUGAAAAGUGAAAGCAGCAGGUACCCCUUUAAGAUUUUCAACAACAAUGGAUCAGCUGAAUUUUCUGUGACAACUAAUCAAACUUUUCACAUCACUCCAGAGCAUAUUGGCUCUCAGCUGCUGCUGAAAUUGAAGAAAAUGGCAGAAGACUCUCUUGGCAUGCCCAUUUCAAAGGCAGUCAUCUCUGUGCCAGCAGAGUUUGAUGAAAGGCAACGGAAUUCUACCAUUAAGGCAGCCAACCUUGCAGGGCUAGACGUUUUGCGAGUAAUCAAUGAACCCACGGCUGCAGCUAUGGCUUAUGGACUUCACAAGGCUGAUGUGUUUAAUGUUCUGGUGGUGGAUUUGGGUGGAGGAACUUUAGAUGUGUCUCUGUUGAACAAACAGGGAGGGAUGUUCCUCACACGAGCCAUGGCAGGUAACAACAAACUUGGAGGACAGGAUUUUAAUCAGAGGUUGAUGCUGUACUUAUAUGAUCAGCUCCAUCAAAUGUACGGUUCUUUGCCAACAAGAAAAGAAGAAAUACAUCGCCUGAGACAGGCUGUGGAAGCAGUUAAAUUAAAUCUGACUGUUCAUGAGGCAGCUACACUACGGGUGUCGUUGACUAUGCCAGAAAGGAAGCUUACAAAGGAACUUUCAGAAAGUGAGAUAGAAACAAACACUGUGCUGGAAGGCCCUUCACAGAAGACAAAAGACCUGGAAAAUCUUGGAGACACUGCAGAAGUAGAGAACAACUAUGUGCAUGUCAUGUUUGAAAGAGAAAUCUCUAGGAAGCUAUUUGAGACGUUAAAUGAGGACCUUUUUGAGAAGAUUCUUGUGCCCAUUGAACAGGUGUUGAAGGAAGGCCACCUACACAAAGCAGAAGUAGAUGAAAUUGUGUUAGUUGGAGGCUCCACCCGGAUUCCUCAAAUACGCAAAGUUAUUCAGGAUUUCUUUGGAAAGGAACCUAACACCUCUGUAGAUCCUGAUCUAGCAGUUGUCACAGGCGUAGCUAUCCAAGCAGGAAUUGUUGGUGGCUCCUGGCCUCUCCAAGUCAGCGCUAUAGAGAUUCCUAAUAAGCGUUUACGGAAGACUAAUUUUAACUGA
Molecule: messenger RNA, 1395 nt
Organism: Chaetura pelagica (chimney swift)
Lineage: Eukaryota; Metazoa; Chordata; Aves; Apodiformes; Apodidae
Gene: HSPA13
Product: heat shock protein 70kDa family, member 13
Exons: 4
Biological process (GO): protein refolding; vesicle-mediated transport; cellular response to unfolded protein
Cellular component (GO): cytoplasm; cytosol; nucleus
Molecular function (GO): ATP hydrolysis activity; ATP-dependent protein folding chaperone; heat shock protein binding
Source: RefSeq, a predicted model, not a curated record